AGAGAGAGAUGAAGACAGAGUUUUAAUGUUUUGUUUGACACGGCUCUGUUUGUUUAUCUGGAAAGUUAGAAAUUGAAAUCUUUUGAGCUUCUGGAUAACUUGUUGUUUGGUUCUUAUAUUCAGAGUUUGAGAAAAAAAAAAAAGAAGAAAAGAAGAUAGAGUGAGAAGGGGAAGCUUUUGGGUGGUGUCAUGGGUUGGAGUAGAUGGCUGGUGAUUGUUUGUGUUUUGAUUGCAUUUUUUGGGACUGCUCUUGGAUCUCAAUCUGCAACAAACAGAGUGUUGGUGGAAAAACAGAAUGGCUCUGAGUCUGAGAGUUUAUUAUUUAUUCGAACCGAAAGAAUUGAUCCUUUGGAUGGAUUCAAGAAAUAUAAGGGAGGAUUUAACAUCACAAACAAACAUUACUGGAGUUCUGCUAUUUUCACCGGUAAAUACGGGUACAUCGUUGCAGCAGUAUGGCUUGUUUUCGGCAUUGUUUAUGCUAUAAUUCUAUUAAUCAAAUCCAUCUGUUUCACCAACAAACAAAGAAACUGGAUUAGAGGUCCUCCUCACUCAAAUGGGAACAGUUUUUGGCCUGUUCUUUCAGUGUUGGUCUUCACAAUUCUAGCAAUAGUUGCAUCAGGAGUAGUUCUUGGUGGAAGUUUGAAAUUCCAUUCGAGAGCGCAGACGGUGAAGAACAUCAUUGUAAGAACAGCACAAGAAGCAUCGAACACAAUACACAAUGUCACUGGUGCAGUACAAGCAAUGCAAGAGGAUAUGGAGCUUUACGGUGACCUCCAUGGAUCGACUAAUCUGAAUGCCACUACAAAGAAGCUCAAUGAUGAAGCCGAUAACAUACAAAGAAAGGCGAUAAAGAAUAUGCGACUUGUUAACAAGGGUCUCAAAAUACUGAAAGCAGUAACAAUUGCCACUGUGACACUAAAUUUGGCCGUCAUACUUGCUUUACUAUUGUUUUUAAUUGCAAGAACAUGGCCGACAAUGCUUCGCCGUGCUUUUUAUCUGCUAAUUGUUGUUUGUUGGCUAUUGGCAUUCCUCUUCUGGCUGUACUUUGGAUUGUAUUACUUCCUAAAUAAGUUUGCAGGUGACACAUGCAUAGCUCUCAAUGAAUAUCAACUAGACCCGCAAAACAGCACUCUGGGUACAAUCCUCCCCUGCCGACCUUCAGCUAAAUCAGUUUUGCGCGACGCAGGAAAGGGAAUUCAUGACAUAAUCGAUCAGGUUAAUGCGAACAUUUCAUCAUUACAGUCGCUAUCACUUCCCGGUCUGCAAUAUGUAUGCAAUCCUUUCUCCGGGCCACCGGAUUACACCUACCAACCGGAGAAUUGUUCUUCGAAUACGAUUCAAAUUGGAGAUAUUCCUCAAGUGCUUAAGAGAUACACAUGUUCAAACAAUGGUAGCAAUGAUUGUGUAGGAGAGUUUAUUUCGACUACUGAUUAUAAUCGAGCUGUUGUCUAUACAAAUUCAUUACAGAACAUACUAAAUAGUUAUCCCAGUGUCGAAAGACUUGUCGAUUGCCAACUAGUGAAGGAUGCAUUCUCUGAAAUACUUGUCAAUCAUUGUAAACCAUUGAAGAAGGAUGUGCAUUUGACAUGGGGUGCAUUAGCUGCAUUAUCAACAGUAAUGGUGAUACUCAUUUUGGCAUGGAUUUGUGAAGCUUGUUAUGGUAAAAGAGGAAGUAAAUAUUCUUAUGAUGGCUCUGUGGAGCCUCAUUCAACAUCAAAUGAAACUUCAGAAGCUGAUACAAGUGAAUUGGCUUCAAGAGAUAUAGAAACUAAAUUGGUACCAUAGAGAAGAAAUACAGAUGAAUACGGAGAAAUUUUCCUGCAUUUUAAUCAGAGGAUUGAGACGAUGAUUCAAAGGAAGUCGUCCACCUUCGAAGAUUUUUUCGUUUUUUUCUUUUUUUAAUACAUAUGUAUACAAAUCAUAGUUAUGAAAUUAUAAAAUUUUAAUUUGUUUGGAGAUGAGUUCGGGAAUCCUAAGCAGAAAAUGAGAAGAAUGUCUACAUAUUGAUGAUGAGAAUUAAUGCUUGGGUGGGAUGUAUGGCUGAGCAUUGUGCUAGAACAUCCCUGAAAAUUACAAGAAGCAUUUGUUCUCUUUUACAGAUAUAAUUUUCGAGC
Molecule: messenger RNA, 2114 nt
Organism: Dioscorea cayenensis subsp. rotundata (Guinea yam)
Lineage: Eukaryota; Viridiplantae; Streptophyta; Magnoliopsida; Dioscoreales; Dioscoreaceae
Exons: 10
Coding region: 190-1785 (531 amino acids)
Cellular component (GO): membrane
Source: RefSeq, a predicted model, not a curated record